UUACCUUUUAACGAUUUUAACUUUUAUAAAGCAACGCUAUGUCUGGACGCGUUAGUGGUAGUAAAUCGAAAGGGAAGAUUUCUUCGAAAUCACGAUCUCACCGAGCUGGUUUACAAUUCCCGGUAGGUCGUAUCCAUCGAUUGUUAAAAAAAGGUAAUUAUGCUGAACGUGUAGGUGCUGGAGCACCCGUAUACCUAGCUGCAGUAUUAGAAUAUCUUGCCGCUGAAGUGUUAGAGCUGACUGGAAAUGCAGCACGUGAUAAUAAAAAAACCAGAAUAGUACCGAGGCAUGUUCAACUUGCCAUACGUCAUGACGAAGAAUUAAACAAAAUAUUAUCUGGUGUGACUAUCGCUCAAGGUGGUGUAUUGCCUAACAUCCAAAGUAUUUUACUACCCAAAAAGUCUGAAAAGAAAGCUUAA
Messenger RNA from Polistes dominula (European paper wasp), 419 nucleotides. RefSeq names its product histone H2A. Gene Ontology annotation, cellular component: nucleosome. NCBI's taxonomy places the organism in Eukaryota, Metazoa, Arthropoda, Insecta, Hymenoptera, Vespidae. Gene Ontology annotation, molecular function: structural constituent of chromatin; protein heterodimerization activity; DNA binding. The record is from RefSeq and is a predicted model, not a curated record.